Molecule: messenger RNA, 483 nt
Organism: Trypanosoma conorhini
Lineage: Eukaryota; Euglenozoa; Kinetoplastea; Trypanosomatida; Trypanosomatidae
Exons: 1
Coding region: 1-483 (160 amino acids)
Molecular function (GO): protein serine/threonine phosphatase inhibitor activity
Source: RefSeq, a predicted model, not a curated record
AUGCUGCCGUUGUCCUUGACUCGCCAGGCUGAUCCGCCAGCGGUCGGCGAACGAGGCACGGAAGAGGAGUUAGUGCCACGCAGAGUGGUAACGCUUCACCUGCAACCCGCACCAGCGGAGCACGGAGGGCGUCUGAGGCGUCGUGUUUCAUGGGUGAGGGACGUACGGGAACAUACUAACCAGCGCGUAAGUAAAAGUUGCUGCGUCUUUCAUAAGAAGAAACUUUUCGGGGAGAGCAGCAGCAGUGACGAGAGCAGCAGCAGUGACGAGAGCAGCAGCAGCGGCAGCAGCAGCGCGUGUGCUGACGGCGGUGAAAGGCGAGGCGACGUUCAUCCUCACGACUUUCACGAGGGCGAGGAUGGAGAUCAUUCCGCCUGCAGGCACAGCGAUGAUGGCCAGCACCACCGCCGCCGCCGCCACCACCACCGGAAGCAUCCUCCCUGCACAAAGGAGCAUUGCUACUGCGGGACACGGUUUCAUUAA